UUUCUUCUUCUUCCUUUCUCACAUUCCCAUUUUCCCGACCAAUUUUCCGGCACAGAUCUUUUCCGAUCUCUGAUCACACUCCGGCUCCGAACCCAUUUCCCAAACCCACUAAAUGUGCUAACUUUACUAAUUUCUCACCGACCUACAAACUUAUUUAUCAUUGUUCACUCGAAUCUGCUUCAAAGUUGUCUUCUUUUGGGUGUUUGGAGAGUACCCAUUUGGUUUUUUGUGAGAAAUGACGUCAGGGACGAGGCUACCAACGUGGAAGGAGAGAGAAAACAACAAGAGAAGAGAGAGAAGAAGAAGAGCCAUAGCAGCAAAGAUCUUUGCGGGUCUGAGAAUGUACGGGAAUUUCAAGCUUCCGAAGCACUGUGACAACAAUGAAGUGCUUAAGGCUCUAUGCAACGAAGCUGGGUGGACUGUUGAACCUGAUGGAACCACUUACCGAAAGGGAUGCAAGCCUUUGGAGCGCAUGGACAUAGUUGGUGGAUCAGCAGCAGCAAGCCCUUGCUCAUCUUACCAUCCAAGUCCUUGUGCUUCCUACAAUCCAAGCCCUGGUUCAUCCUCCUUCCCAAGUCCAUCCUCAUCCCCUUACACCACAAAUCCGAAUGCUGAUGGUAAUUCCCUCAUUCCGUGGCUCAAAAACCUCUCCACUGCCUCAUCUUCAGCAUCAUCUCCCAAGCUUCCCCAUCUCUACCUACACAGUGGCUCGAUCAGCGCUCCUGUCACGCCUCCACUGAGCUCUCCAACCGCUAGAACGCCACGAAUCAAUGCUGACUGGGACGAUCAGUCUGCGCGGCCGGGGUGGAUUGGACAACACUACUCAUUCCUACCAUCUUCUAGUCCUCCUAGCCCUGGCCGCCAAGUUGUUGACCCUGAAUGGUUUGCUGGCAUCAAACUUCCUCAUGUUAGUCCAAAUUCACCAACAUUCACCCUUGUUUCUUCAAACCCUUUUGCCUUCAAGGAUGAUGGUUUGGCUGGUAGCGGUUCACGCAUGUGGACUCCUGGUCAGAGGGGAACAUGCUCUCCUGCUGUUGCACCCGGUUGUGAUCACACUGCUGAUAUUCCAAUGUCUGAAGCUGUUUCAGAUGAAUUUGCAUUUGGAAGCAACACAUUGGGGCUUGUGAAGCCAUGGGAAGGAGAAAGGAUCCAUGAAGAAUUUGUAUCAGAUGAUCUUGAACUCACUCUUGGUAACUCAAAGACCAGGUAG
Molecule: messenger RNA, 1210 nt
Organism: Abrus precatorius (Indian licorice)
Lineage: Eukaryota; Viridiplantae; Streptophyta; Magnoliopsida; Fabales; Fabaceae
Product: BES1/BZR1 homolog protein 4-like
Exons: 2
Coding region: 236-1210 (324 amino acids)
Biological process (GO): brassinosteroid mediated signaling pathway; DNA-templated transcription
Molecular function (GO): DNA-binding transcription factor activity
Source: RefSeq, a predicted model, not a curated record